UCUGUCGCCACGCAUGCGCAAAAAAUCCGGCCCGAUUCACACACUAUUACAUACUCUGGACAGUACCCUUUGUUGCGUAUAUCGGAAUAGUAUUCGCAGUGCUGCCAGUGAAUAUCGGAACGCAGCCUAUGUAUAGCCAAUGAAUUUCAGGGCCAGGAUUUGUUGCUACGUGGGGAAAAAAAAACAACGGUCGGGGAUUCCCAUUAUGAGACACCACAGAUAUACUAUCAAGUCUCCUGAUUAUUGUGUUUGAUACUAUUUUAUUCAGUUCGAAAACAAAUAUUACUGUUAGAAGUUUAUAUUAACAAUAGAAACGAAACAAUUGUUGUAUUUGUGCCGUAAUUCAGAUAAUUAUUAGUACGUAUUAGUAGUACGUAUUAAACCAAAGUGAAAGUUUAUUUCAGAUUUUAAGAACAUGGCAUCUGAUGAAUCAGAGGAAGUAACUACAAAGUUAAAACUUACAAAAUUAGAAUGCCCAUUUAACUGGGAAAUGUUAGACAGUCUAAUAAAGUAUAUUGUAACAGGUUCUAAAUAUAGAGAUGAAGAAUAUGCUGAUACAGUAGAUAUCAAAUCAUCUUAUCCUUUAGAAGUGUUAUUAAAAUGUUUAUAUAGAUGUUACAAAGAUGUAAUAAGUGCAGAUAAUGAUAUUGCAAUGAAAGAAAUUGAAAAAGCUGAACAGAUUUUAAUGCAGAUUCAACAAGACCAAGAAUUGCAUCAAAUCAUAAGAACAAUCGAACAUGUUUUUAUGCUACAAAAUGUUUUUGUUAUAUGAAUCUAAUAAUAUGGAUGAAAU
Molecule: messenger RNA, 793 nt
Organism: Pogonomyrmex barbatus (red harvester ant)
Lineage: Eukaryota; Metazoa; Arthropoda; Insecta; Hymenoptera; Formicidae
Molecular function (GO): protein binding
Source: RefSeq, a predicted model, not a curated record